AUGUGUUACGUGGCAACGGGUGUCACCAUCACAGUGUUGGGUGCGGCGUUGGUCAUAGUGGUCACCACUCUGAGCUACACGCUGGUGCCCAACCUUGUCGAAAGCGUCAUCAAGAGCGAGGUACGAUUAGACAAGAACACGGAGCAAUGGGAGCGUUUCGAGAGCAUCCCCUUCGCUUUGCACUUCAGUGUGAGGAUCUUCAAUAUCAGCAACAAAGAUGAAGUGUUGGCCGGCGGCGUGCCCGUGCUCAAUGAACUCGGCCCAUAUAUUUAUAAAUCUUACCAAGAGAGAAUCAUAGAAGGAGUAGACGGCGACGAAGUGACAUAUCGGAAGAGAGACUACAUGGAGUUUGACGCUGAAGCUUCUUAUCCUCUCACUCUCGAGGACCAAGUGACGAUCGUCAACGUUCCUUACCAUGGUAUACUCCAAAUGGCGGAGAUGUUGUUUCCAGAUCUGAUUAAUAUGAUGGGUGCGGCCCUGAAUGGCGUAUUCGGGGUUCACAAUAGCCCCAUCAUGACUGUCACCGUGGGGGCUCUGCUGUUCGGUGGUAUACCAAUAUGCGCGAACCCUGGAUUCAUAGGUGGCAUCGCUUGCAACCAGAUUAGGCCCCUGGCCGCCGAUGUCCAGAAUAUUGAAGAGAAAGACGACGGCUCGCUUGAAUUCACCAUUCUUAAAUAUAAACACGACAACCCGAGCAACAAGUAUGUAGUCAGCCGCGGAGUUGAUGACGUCAUGGAGCUUGGCAUCAUCCGCUCCUUCAACGGCUCGGCGCACCUCAACCACUGGCCCAACGAGACAGACGACGACGGCAACAUGGUGGUCAGCCAAUGCAACAUGCUCAACGGCACUGAUUCGGGCAUUUUCCCGCCAUUUGUGAACAGGGAGAAGUCUAUCUACGCUUUCAAUACUGACAUCUGUCGUUCCGCAGAACUCCGUUACGAUCAAGACGUUGUUUACAACGAUAGGAUUCCGGCCAUCAGAUUUUCCGCCAAUGAAUGGUUUUUAGAUAAUCACCAGGGCUGCUUCUGCCUCAACAUGACCUCCGGAAUCACUCGACCCGACGGCUGCCUGUACCCCGGCGUUAUGGAGAUGUACACUUGCGUCGGUGCCCUGAUGGUGUUAUCCUACCCUCAUUUCCUGUACGCGGACUCUGUGUACAGAAACGGCAUUAUUGGCAUGGCUCCCAACGAAGAGGCGCACCGGAUAUUCCUUGACUUGGAACCUAACACUGGAACUGUUGUCCGAGGCUUCAAGAGAGCGCAGUUCAACAUCUUCAUGCGACGCAUCGACGCCAUACCUGCCACACAUAACUUACGAACCACUUUAACUCCGAUACUUUGGAUUGAAGAGGGCAUGGAGCUACCCGAUGAUUUCGUGGAUAUGAUAAACGACCGACUGCUGUCGAGUCUGAGGCUGGUCGAUAUACUUAUUCCCGUCCUCAUAUCGAUUUGUUGCUUGGUGUUCGCACUCGGCGUUGUGAUUCUAAUAUAUGCCCUUAAGACAAAGAAGAAUGCUUCGCGCGUGGAACAACCCCAUGACAAAAACAGCAAUUGGCAAAGGCAUUAGUGGAUUGCACUUCGCCAAAUCAAAUAAAUUAUUUAUUUACUUAACUCAUAAAUGUGUGAAUACUCUUUAUUCAAUAAUAAAUUAA
This is a messenger RNA of Bicyclus anynana (squinting bush brown), 1651 nucleotides long. RefSeq names its product sensory neuron membrane protein 2-like (gene Snmp2). Gene Ontology annotation, molecular function: scavenger receptor activity. Gene Ontology annotation, cellular component: cytoplasm; membrane. The record is from RefSeq and is a predicted model, not a curated record. Lineage: Eukaryota; Metazoa; Arthropoda; Insecta; Lepidoptera; Nymphalidae. The transcript is spliced from 9 exons. Bases 1 to 1566 code for a protein of 521 amino acids.